AACUAUUGAGCGUCUGACUGAAAGGUACGUGUUCCGUGCGCAUGCGCAGAGCGACCGUGUUUUCCAGCGUCGUAAAACGCAACAUAGCAUUGCGGUCUUUAAGUCUGCAUUAUUCUUUAAUUUUUAUAUUUGUACUUAGUCGUCCAUCGUAUGACAAACUAAACCGCAUUAGUUAUUCGUGUCAGGAUUAACUCAACUCGUCACAGUGAACUUUGAAGCGUCUCUUCUCAGGCUUAGCUUGCUAGCUAGUGGAGCUUGCUAGUUAGCUUAGCUUGUUAGCUGCUCACAAAGAGACGCGGAAGUGAUCAACACAUCGCUAAGCUGAGAUCAAGUGCGUCUGAGAGGAACAUCUUCUCCCUGAGCAACAAAAGUGGAGCUUCAGGAUGGUGCAGGAGGAGCCACAGCCUUUCCACAUUGAAGAGGAAGACGAGAUGCCACAGACCCUGCAAAUUAAAAAGGAAGAGGAAGACCAACUGACCCUCCCUUUGCAGGUGGAAGAGGAGUUCCCAUUGAACCUCAAUUUUAAAGAGGAAGAGGAGUACUCACUGACACCCUAUUUUAAAGUGAAAGAAGGGGACCCACUCACCUCACAUUUUAAAGAGGAAGAAGGGAAACACAGCAUCAGUCAGGAGGGAGAGCAUCUUGAAGGACUGGAGAAGGUUGAUGUCACCAAGAUGCCAUUGACUGGUGUGAUUGUGAAGAGUGAAGAGGAUGAGGUCAAAAGUGAAAGUGAGGAGAAGAGAGAGGCGGAGCCUCCAAGCAGCAGCUCAACUCAACACAUGACAACAGAAGCUGAUGGAGACCACUGUGGAGGAUCACAAGCAGACAAGAUCUUAGCUCCACUAUCAGAUAGUGACGACACAACAUCUCACUCUCCUGACACUGAUGAUGAAGACUCUGAAGAUGAUAAGACAUGUCACACUGACAACACACACUUUACAUGUUCUCACUGUGACAAAACGUUUAAACACCAUUGGGAUCUGAAAGUACACAUGAGAAUACACACUGGAGAAAAACCGUUUUCCUGCUCAAAAUGUGGUAAAGGUUUUGUACAAAGUGGUAAUCUGAAAGUACACAUGAGAACACACACUGGGGAAAAACGUUUUUCCUGCACAGAAUGUGGUAAAGAUUUUGUACUAAGAUACAAUUUGAAAGUACACAUGAGAACACACACUGGAGAAAAACCAUUAAUGUGCUCAAUUUGUGGUCAAAGAUUCACCGACAAGGCACGUUUGAUAAGACACACAAGAAUACACACUUGUGAAACACCUUUUAUCUGUUCAGAAUGUGGCAAAGGUUUUAUGCAAAGUCUCUAUUUGAAAGCACACAUGAGAAUACACACUGGAGAAAAACCUUUGUCAUGUUCAGUCUGUCAUAAAGGUUUUAUACAAUGUGGUGAGUUGAAAAGACACAUGAGAACACACACUGGUGAAAAACCUUAUAUAUGUUCAGUAUGUUGUAAAAGUUUUUUACAACAUAAUGGUUUGAAAAGACACAUGAGAACACACACUGGUGAAAAACCUUAUAUAUGUUCAGUAUGUUGUAAAAGUUUUAUACAAAGUCAGCAUUUGAAAGAACACAUGAGAACACACACUGGAGAGAAAGUGUUGAGUUGCAGUGUGUGUGGUGAAAGAUUUUCUUCUAAGUACCAGUGUAAGAAACACAAGUGUGCUGGAGAGAACAGCAGCAGCAAAUGAAGAUGCAGAAUUUGAAAUAAACUGUCAAAACUUUUGACUUUCUAACAACAUCAGCACAUAUAACAUGUGUGACAUCAUUGUUGUGUGUGAAACACAAUCUUGUUAAUAUUCUUCUAAAAUUUUUAGAUUAGUGCUUUUUCCAGUCAAGUACAUGUUUUAAUAUACCACAUUGUGUACUUUUAUUUAAAAAUGAACAUAACACUGACUGAAAAGGUGAGAAUAAACAGGACAAAACAUGUUACAAAUACAUUUUAUGUGUAUAUACACUACCGUUCAAAAGUUUGGGGUCACAUUGAAAUGUCCUUAUUUUUUAAGGAAAAGCACUGUACUUUUCAAUGAAGAUAACUUUAAACUAGUCUUAACUUUAAAGAAAUACACUCUAUACAUUACUAAUGUGGUAAAUGACUAUUCUAGCUGCAAAUGUCUGGUUUUUGGUGCAAUAUCUACAUAAGUGUAUAGAGGCCCAUUUCCAGCAACUAUCACUCCAGUGUUCUAAUGGUACAAUGUGUUUGCUCAUUGGCUCAGAAGGCUAAUUGAUGAUUAGAAAACCCUUGUGUAAUCAUGUUCACACAUCUGAAAACAGUUUAGCUUGUUACAGAAGCUACAAAACUGACCUUCCUUUGAGCAGAUUGAGUUUCUGGAGCAUCACAUUUGUGGGGUCAAUUAAACGCUCAAAAUGGCCAGAAAAAGAGAACUUUCAUCUGAAACUCGACAGUCUAUUCUUGUUCUUAGAAAUGAAGGCUAUUCCACAAAAUUGUUUGGGUGACCCCAAACUUUUGAACGGUAGUGUAGAUAUUCAGAAACCAUUUUUAUUUUUGUUUGUAAUUGUUAAUGUUAUAGAUGAACUCUUUUAUAUGAUAUACAUACUUGUUUUACAUUUGUUCAUACAUUUGCUUUUGAGUACACAUACUUUCCUCUUAGUUCAUAUUUACUGGUUCACGUCUGAAACAACUUCUGGACCACUUCUGGAAGCAUAUUAUAAUUUACUUUAUACAUAAUUUGAUCAGUUGUGUUUUAUGCAAGAUCAUUUACUUUUAAAAUGUGUGACUUUAUGAAUUAUUUUUUGGGUCUCGAUAAUCCAUUCUAUUAAUUAUCUUUAUUACUCUCUUUUGUAAUAUGAACAUUGUUUUAUAUGUAAGUCCCCUUAAUGCAAUUUGUAGAUUAGAGAAGAUGGCAACAUUAUAUG
Entelurus aequoreus (snake pipefish) is the source of this 2883-nucleotide messenger RNA. RefSeq names its product oocyte zinc finger protein XlCOF6.1-like. NCBI's taxonomy places the organism in Eukaryota, Metazoa, Chordata, Actinopteri, Syngnathiformes, Syngnathidae. Gene Ontology annotation, biological process: regulation of transcription by RNA polymerase II. Gene Ontology annotation, molecular function: DNA-binding transcription factor activity; RNA polymerase II cis-regulatory region sequence-specific DNA binding. The record is from RefSeq and is a predicted model, not a curated record. The coding region runs from base 384 to 1697 and encodes 437 amino acids. The transcript is spliced from 2 exons.